This is a messenger RNA of Culicoides brevitarsis, 4266 nucleotides long. RefSeq names its product serine/threonine-protein kinase PLK4 (gene cdi). Gene Ontology annotation, biological process: protein phosphorylation; actin cytoskeleton organization. The transcript is spliced from 8 exons. Gene Ontology annotation, cellular component: cytoplasm; nucleus. The record is from RefSeq and is a predicted model, not a curated record. Lineage: Eukaryota; Metazoa; Arthropoda; Insecta; Diptera; Ceratopogonidae. Gene Ontology annotation, molecular function: ATP binding; protein serine/threonine kinase activity. The coding region runs from base 479 to 3520 and encodes 1013 amino acids.
AAUCGGGCAUAGUUAUUGCUAUCGUGCGUGUUAAAAUUCCCUAAAAAACAGAAUAAAUCGCUUAUUAUUUGACUUUCGGACCUUUUGGAGGCAAAACAACUUGUAACACAGAGUGCCAAACAGUUACAAAACACAUCAGUUCGAGCCGCAACUACGUUCUUCGGAUGAAUUUUGCAUGGGAAAUAAAUAAAAAUUAAAAAUUCACACGCGAGUGAGAAGAAAUUAAAAUAAAUAUCUAGUGAAAAAUUAAUCACUACAAAGAAAUGAAGUUGAAAAGUUGUUGAAAUAUUAAAUUAUUAGUUUUGAAGUAGCAGAAGUGACAGAAAAUGGAUAAAUUCGCAUCACAUCGGACCCGUAACUAAUGUAAAAAGUGUCAACAAAAAAUAAAGAAACAAAGAAAAAUAUUUAUAAAUUAAAAAGAAAGAAAAAAGAAGGAAGAGAAAAAAAAUUAUAGAAAAAAAAUAACAAAAAUUAAGAAAUGAUGAUGAAUGUUAGUCCGCAUAGUGGGCCAGGGCCACCGCCUUUCCAUCGACAAUGCUCAGAUAAAUCUGUAACUGGGUCAUCGUGUCGUGCAUUAAAGACCGCUGUCUCAGCACUUUAUUCCGUGGAUGAUUUUUCACGUGAGAAAAUUGGUUGUGGAUUUUUUUCAGAAGUUUAUAAGGUCACACACCGGACAACUGGCGAAGUGAUGGUCCUUAAAAUGAAUCAGCUGCGAUCGAAUCGGCCUAACAUGCUGCGCGAAGUGCAAUUGCUCAAUAAAUUAUCGCAUCCCAAUAUCUUGAGGUUCAUGGGAGUUUGUGUGCAAGAAGGCCAGUUACAUGCGUUGACGGAAUACAUCGAGGAGGGUUCUUUGGAGCAGCUAAUACAGAAUCAGUCGAUCGUGCUAACGCCCCAGAUGAAAAUCUUUCUCGCCUUGGGAAUUGCUCGAGGAAUGGCGUACGUGCAUGAAGUUGGAAUUUUUCACAGAGAUUUGACGAGUAAAAAUGUUCUUGUUCGAAGAACGCAUGACGGUUUGUGGGAAGCUGUCGUUGGAGAUUUCGGCCUAGCAGCGAAAAUUCCGAGAAAAAGCCAGAAAAGACUCGAUACCGUUGGGUCGCCAUAUUGGAUGAGUCCGGAGUGCCUAAAACGAGAAUGGUAUGAUGAGAGAAGUGACGUUUUCUCGUACGGAAUUAUCAUGUGCGAGUUGAUAGCGAGGAUUGAAGCUGAUCCAGAUAUCAUGCCGCGAACAAAUUCGUUUGGCCUGGAUUACAUGGGCUUCGUGGAUUUGUGUCCCAAUGACACGCCACCAACAUUUUUAAGACUGGUUUUCUACUGUUGCAUCUACGAUCCAAAGAGUCGUCCAACCUUCGUGGAAGUAGCGAAAAAGUUGAGUUUACUCCUCGACAAAAUUCAACACCCCUCCUCAGCACUUAGUGACGUCGAUCUCCAUGCAAGCAACUUGAGCAUUUCGGGCAACGGCAACAGUUCAUGUGCCACAAGCGGCACCAAUUCCGGUCAUAGUUCGGGCGGCAGUGACGGAAGCGACAACAGCGGCAGCAAAACGAGCACUUUUGUGAGCAAACGCAAGUCCAUCGACAGCAAUUUGAUGCGACAACAAAAGAACGGUGACAGCACCGAAUGUUUAAGACUGAAGAAUGGCCUCGCGCACGACGACAGCGGCCUCAACAAGCAUCGUCGCUCCUUGUCCGAAGACGUUAUCAUGUUUCCGCCACACACAACCCCGAGCGACAAGGCGCGUUGUCACAUGUUGGUUCGCACCGCAUCACGUCUCGCCACACCCGAAGCCUCCAUACCCGAACAACCCGUUACCUAUUCGAAUGUGACGCUGCAAAAAGUCGCCGAAACGAUGUUCCUUAAAGAUCCGCAGUACAAGCCGCGCAGCAAGGAUCUGCCGAGUGCCAAAUCGAAUCCGUUUACGGCUCUGGCGCAGUUGCGGGGCGUCAAAAAGAUCAUCGGAGCCAAUGCGUCGGCUUACAUGUCGCGAACGGGCGAUCUUUUUAGCUCGUGUUUCGAAAUGACGGCGCCUUUCCUCAAGGAACUCGGCAAAUUCGUCACAGACCCAAAAGCGGGCGACAAAGAAAAUGUCGACGCAAUGCCAAAAAGUCUUCCAAAUACGCCGCCAACUGCGCGAAAAGACUUUCGCAACGCCCAAUUGCCCGAAGAAACAACCCCAAAUACAGCAGAUCGGCACGAAUUUGUGCAGGAAUUGCGAAAACAACUCGGAACUGCAGCAGCGAGAAAGUACAAGGCGAACUUUAAUGAACUUUCUAGUCAUCCGCUUUACAAGAGUGGCAAAAUUGAGACUGAAAAUGGCGGUUUGACGACAUCAUCGCGCAAAAAUAGUGCAGCGAGCGAUCUACCAAAUGGCAAUUUGACAGAGAAUGUGACUGAAAAUGCGACGGAAAAGACGCAGAAUGGCGAUCCGUUGAUUUUGCCGGAAAUAAUGGAGUCGUCGAAGGUGUUGACGAGACGCGGAUCUGUCGAAAGUGGCUUUUUCUCGUGCUUGAAUGAAGAUUUUGGGGCAUCCGGUAGUAAAUUGAGAUGUUGUUGCACGGAUGUUCAACGACCUGAUUUGGGAUUGGAUACUUUUAAUGACGGUCCAAAAUCCUCCAAAAUGACGCUGUGCCAAUACUGCUUGAUGCCGAACAACGACCUGGACUUGUCCACAUUGACUCUAAAUGACGGCGUCACGCCCUUGGAUGACAGCAGCACAACCGUGAGCUCCCUUCGCUCGUUCGACGACCUAGAACUAGCUGAAUCGCGCAAACGCUUUCUUUGUCGCAACCACAUUUUGAGCAAUAUCGACAUCGAUGCGCGUUCCAUCGACAUGGGCCUCAUCCAACGCCUCCAACUCGACUCUGAGAUCAAAAAUUUGAUGCAACGAAGUCAAUUCCAGAACCAACUUUUGUACUGCAAAAACCGCACCUCGUCAAUUUACACGGACAGCAGCGACGACAUCAGCAGUCUCGCCGGCUCCGAUUCCCUGCUGUGGGACGAUCGCUCGUACACGACGAUCCCGAAUACGCGUUCCGCCCAAAUUGCCAAAAUUGUCGAGUAUUUCGAGCGGAAAAAUCAGGCGUUCAUGCCACUCCAAGUACCUGAGUACGUGAUGCGACACACGGCGAGCAGCAGCAGUGCCAGUUCGGGGCGUCUCACGUCGUCGCCGUCCACGGGAUCGAGUGCCUCGUCAACGGGCGGCGGUUUAUAUGCGACAAAUUCACCGACGCAAACACAUCGCCCGCCUCCGUUGGCCACGACGGGAACCCAUUUUCCCGAUUGCUACUUGGAUUACAGCAAUUUGAGUUCGGGACUGACGCGAAAAUACGCGGAUUUGAAAACGCGCGCCGAUUACGAGGCUUUCUGCUUGGAAUUGGAGAAGAAACCGCAUCAGCAGCGGAUUAUGGUGUGCGAAGGUGCGGUUAGAUCAAAGUUGCCGCUCUUCGAUAAGCAAAUGAAGCAACAAGCGGGACAACAAUCGCCCGUCGGGACACCCAAUGGCGUCGAAAAAACGCCCGCAUGAGCGCGAAAAAAAUGUAUUUAAAGGGAAAUUUACCAAAAUUAUUUUUUUAAUUGAAAUUUAUCAUAAAUAUUGUUAGUUUUUAUCACACAUUAGAUGAUUAUUGGGACAGUAAUGAAAUUAAAAGUAAAAAAUAUCGUAUUAGCGCAUCUAAAACUAUCAAAUAUUUUGACUUAAGGUUUAGAUAAGUUCCUAACUAACAACUUUUCACACGUUUUAAUCAUCAAAAAAAUUGAAGCUACCUCUACUUUUUUCAUCAAAUUCGAGAAAAUUAGCAUAAAUUCAGUAGAAAACGUCCAUUUAUUAAAAGAAUUUUUAAAAAAUGAAGUAAAAUUGAAGAAAAAAGAUAUAAAAAUUGUGUCAAAGAUAGAAAAAAUUGAAAAGGAAAUUAUUAAAUUUGUUCAGUAUCAUCCAUCCUUUUUAUUAAAAGAUCUUCCAAACUGAAUCCCACCAGCUUCCAAGAUUUUUCAUCCUGCCAAAUCAAAUAUCAAUCAUGAAAUUGUAAAUAAUUUAAACAAAAAAUCACUUUUUUCAUUCUACACUUUUAUUUUUGUUCCUUCUACUAAUAAUUAAAUUUGUUUAAAAAAUAAUUAAUUAAUUAUUAAAAAAAAUAUUCAUAAAAAAGUGCCCGAAAAUAAAAAAAAAAAUAUUAAGGGACAUGCCAAAUAAAUGAAAUUAAAAUAUAUUUUUUAAGAAUAUUUCAAAAAUUAAAAUAAAAUCUAUUUUUAAUUAAGUCCAAAAAUUAAAUA